GCCUGUCAUCGAUGAGCUGUCAGUCCUGUUUGGUUUGUUCAGAUACACAAUAAAGGAGAUCAAAUACUGAUUUACUCUGCUUUAUUUUACGGACCGAACGGUUCUGGACGGCGGAUCACUGACCAAGCCACCUAGCCCGGAAUGUCCCCCGCAGCAAGACUCAGAACAGGUUUCGGUGUGGAGGAGGAAGCAUUUUGUGCCGCUAAAGGUGACAGAAAGACUCGAAAACCUAUAGUGGAGAAAAAGAGACGAGCGCGCAUUAAUGAAAGCCUGCAGGAUUUCAGGACACUACUCACAGAUAACAUUUUGCAGACAAAAAUGGAGAAUGCAGAGGUGCUUGAACUAACAGUAAAACGAGUUGAGAGCAUCCUACAGAACCGUCCUAAGGAGGCUGAAGCUGUGAAUCGAGAGGCCAGUGAGAGAUUCGCAGCAGGUUAUAUCCAGUGCAUGCAUGAGGUACACAACUUUGUGUCCACAUGCCCGGGGAUCGAUGCAACAGUGGCUGCAGAGCUGCUCAACCACCUGCUGGAGUGCAUGCCAUUUAAUGAGGAUCACCUUCAGGAGAUGAUCAUGGAGCUCAUAUCAGAGCCUUCCUCCUCCAGUGGAUCAUGGCCAGCUAGAGAGGUGUUAAGUCCAGGAGGCCGCAGUGUGUCCGACCUAUUCUCAGCACUGUCCCCAUCCCCGUCCAGUCCUUCUAGUGAGGAUCUCUGCUCUGACCUAGAGGAGACAGAGACUGAAGGAAGUCCUGCAUCAGCUGAGGACAACCUGAACUCCUCCAUCAUCACACACUCUAAGUUUAUGUGGCGGCCAUGGUAGAAAUCUCUUGAAUGUCCAAACAUCUUUAUUCAUAAUUCACUUA
Messenger RNA from Sinocyclocheilus rhinocerous, 859 nucleotides. Its product is annotated as transcription cofactor HES-6-like. NCBI's taxonomy places the organism in Eukaryota, Metazoa, Chordata, Actinopteri, Cypriniformes, Cyprinidae. Bases 142 to 816 code for a protein of 224 amino acids. The record is from RefSeq and is a predicted model, not a curated record. Gene Ontology annotation, biological process: regulation of DNA-templated transcription. The transcript has 4 exons. Gene Ontology annotation, molecular function: DNA binding; protein dimerization activity.